Molecule: messenger RNA, 893 nt
Organism: Lampris incognitus (smalleye Pacific opah)
Lineage: Eukaryota; Metazoa; Chordata; Actinopteri; Lampriformes; Lampridae
Gene: rnaseh2c
Product: ribonuclease H2, subunit C
Exons: 5
Coding region: 159-569 (136 amino acids)
Biological process (GO): RNA catabolic process
Cellular component (GO): ribonuclease H2 complex
Source: RefSeq, a predicted model, not a curated record
CCGUUACUGCGCGCGGGCGCCAGCGGGAGUGGUAGUAUGUCCAUCAAAAUAAAUCAUAAUCAUAAUAAUAAUUACAUGUUUUAACUGGACUUGUAGACGUUUGUACCGUUGACUGGAGGUAAAAAUCACGUAAUACAACAGCCGUCACAACGCCCAGGAUGUCUUGUAACAGCAGCGUGACCCAUAUCCAGCUGUCCUCAGCGAGCCAGACGGAGAACGCCUCGGUACACCUCAUGCCCUGUGAAAUAGAGCACAACGGACGAGCCCACAUCUCACAGUACUUCACAGCUACCGUCAAAGACCGCAAACACGAGAAGACCGUGUCCUUCAGAGGUCGUGGGUUGAGAGGGCAGCAGAUUGAUUUUCCACAGGGCUACACCGGCCUGGUGCUGAAAGAGACCCACAAGCCUGCUUCAGACCAGGAGGACCGGACAGUGAGGGUGUCUUCAGUGUUCGACAAGCUGACCUACUGGAACCUGGAGACUCCUCCAAACUCUGAUGAUGCAGUCGUCAUGGCAAUGGGCUGGCCUGAGCUGGCAGAGGCAAUCCAUGGGCCGAUAGAAGACUGAUGGCAGAUCUGUUCCAGGACUUGGAGUGUUGUCAGCCACUUUGUGACUGUGGCGGGGCAUCCUGGCUGAACACGCCCUGUCUGAGCAUGAGAGAAAUGAAGUGUGACGCAUUUUGGCUAAUGACAACAACCAGCAGAAGAACCGGAAAGCUAAAGAACUUGCCUCAUUAGUGCUUGUUCCUGUUAAGGGGCCACAAGCUUUUUACAGGUUAAUAUUUGUGAACUGUACCAUCUGUAAGAGAUACAAAAAUCAUGAAGAUUGUCCGUAUUGUGUACUAAACUGAAACACUGAAAUACUUCACAACAGUCCAGUGAAUGAGUAAUU